AUGGUGUACCACCUAGGCCUACGCACACACGGUAACCCCGUCGGGGAUGCUUCCGUGACUUUGGUAGGUGAUACCAUACGGAUGUGGGCGUUGGUGGAGCAGCUCCUCGGUGCCAGGCCUCCCGUGGCAGCACAGCAGGUGGCUCAGAGGAAGGAGUCAUUCACGCUGAAGCUUGUGUGGCUACGGGAUCGUGUCUGCCAGAUGCCCCAGACAGACGAUCCCGAAACCCUCCGACAGUACGUCAGGUGUUAUAUCAUGUUACUUAUCGGAGGGUAUCUGAUGACCGACAAGUCCAACAAUCUGGUGCACCUUUGUUGGCUAUCGCUGUUCCGGGACUUUACGGAGUGUAAAGCGUUUUCGUGGGGCUCGGGUGUGCUAGCAUGGACGUAUCAGUCCCUAUUUUUGGCGGCUCAGUGGGGCGUCACGGAUAUCGCUGGCUGCACUCCGUUGUUGAUGUCCUGGAUCUAUCAAAGAUUCCCCCAGUGGUGUCCACCAGAUAGAAGCGUCUACCAGUAUCCGCUGGUUGCAAGGUUGGUUGGAUUGCCACAGCAGAGCAGGGAUGAGAUUGCUAUCUAA
Molecule: messenger RNA, 576 nt
Organism: Arachis ipaensis
Lineage: Eukaryota; Viridiplantae; Streptophyta; Magnoliopsida; Fabales; Fabaceae
Source: RefSeq, a predicted model, not a curated record